Messenger RNA from Plasmodium cynomolgi strain B, 876 nucleotides. Its product is annotated as serine hydroxymethyltransferase. NCBI's taxonomy places the organism in Eukaryota, Apicomplexa, Aconoidasida, Haemosporida, Plasmodiidae. The annotation marks the transcript as partial. Gene Ontology annotation, biological process: L-serine catabolic process; tetrahydrofolate interconversion; folic acid metabolic process. The transcript has a single exon. Gene Ontology annotation, molecular function: cobalt ion binding; serine binding; glycine hydroxymethyltransferase activity. The record is from RefSeq and is a predicted model, not a curated record. Gene Ontology annotation, cellular component: cytoplasm.
GAAAAAGUCGAUUAUGAGGAAAUACAUAAAAUAUAUGACGCUUUUAACCCUCAUUUGGUACACGUGGACGAAACGAACAACCCUCACAAUUUUAAUUACGAUUUUUUUAGCAGCUUGAAAGACAUAAACAAAUGUGUAGUCAUUACAAAUAUUAGCAAUAAGGGUAGUUUAAUUUCGCAGGAUUUUAUUCCCUCUCCUUUUAACCAUUCCGAUGUUGUGUAUACCUAUUUUAACGAAAAUAUGAGGGCACUUAACUGCCAUGUUAUUUUUUACAAAAGGGGGUAUAAGCAGGUGGACACGGAGGGGAAAUUAAUCCAUUAUGAGUAUGAAAAAAAACUGAAAAAUCAUUUCCUCCCCAUUCGAGUAAAUAACACCAUUUUUUCCUUUCAGACGUCUUUCAGAAUGAUGAAAAAUGCCGAAUUUAAGGAGUACGUAAUUCAGUCCAAAGAAAACACGCGUGCACUUUUUUCCCACUUAAAUAAAGAUUUUUUUAACAUACAAUAUGCACAAAAUAGUAACUUCCUAAAUUUAAAUUGCACAAUUUCCCCUUUUAACGUGUACGAAUUUCACGCAUUUUGCAAAGAAUUAAACAUUUUUUUUGACAUCCUCAAUCCAUUUAAGUAUGCCCAGAAAUCUUUUAAUGUUGGAACAAAUUAUUUGACGAGCAUGGGUCUCCUGGAGGGUGACAUGAAGACUGUAGCGGAGUUCCUAAACCGUACUCUUUCUCUAUAUCUUUGUGCAAAGCGGCAGACCAAUUGCGCCAACAACGAAUUCGUGCAAUUUUUAAAACACACUUAUGUGAAGUCUCCAAAUAUGUUGUCCCUUUCAAACGACAUUUUUUGUUUCAUUUCGUCUUUCCCGGACGUUCAAAGUUGA